This is a messenger RNA of Penicillium salamii, 189 nucleotides long. The record is from the annotation of a GenBank genome assembly. Lineage: Eukaryota; Fungi; Ascomycota; Eurotiomycetes; Eurotiales; Aspergillaceae.
AUGUCUCGUGCUCAGGUCCAGAAGGCUCCCGGUGGUGGCUGCGUUGUCAUGCGCGCCCCCGGCGGCGGUUGUGUCGUGAUGAAGGCCCCUGGUGGUGGCUGCAUCGUCAUGAAGGCUCCCGGCGGCGGCUGUGUCGUUAUGAAGGCUCCUGGUGGCGGCUGUGUCGUCAUGAAGGCUGCUGAGUUCUAA